Messenger RNA from Triticum turgidum subsp. durum (durum wheat), 348 nucleotides. The record is from the annotation of a GenBank genome assembly. Lineage: Eukaryota; Viridiplantae; Streptophyta; Magnoliopsida; Poales; Poaceae.
AUGAGAGGGAGCAGUCUAGUGCAGGCGACGAUAAUAUUCUUCAUUGGAUACCUUGUCGUGUGUGCACAGUGUGGUCUCGAUAAUAAGCAAACGGCGGUCAACCAAGAUGAUUAUGCGGCAAACACAAGUACCAACGCUACCAUCGUCAACUCGACGUCUGUAGGCGAGAGCAAGAUAACGGUCAAAUUUUGCAUCCGCAAUUUCUUAUGUGAUUUCCCAGAUGGGUACCAUGGUACGUGCCACUGCUGCCAGAAUAAUCGCAAGUGUUUCAAGAAGCGGAGUCAGUGCCUGGACAACUGCCCUACCUGCAACCCUAAAUGCCCACCUCUGUCGGGAUCUCAGGGAUAG